AUGGAGGUUGGGUACGCAGACCGGCACGGCACACUAGGUGUGCCUGGGCCUGGAGGCGCAGCACGCGGGCCGGCACGGCACACCAGCUCUGCUCCGUUGUGUGGAUUAAUUAAAUUAAGAAAAAAAAGAAGGCGUUCCUUCAGUGUUCCACGGCGCCGGCGGACCACUGAGGCAAGCGGCUGGGCUUCCCUCCCCACCGAUGUAGUUCACCUCGUCACCAGCCGCCUGCUGGCCGACGACGUGGUGGACUACAUCGUCUUCCGGGCCGUCUGCUCCGGCUGGCGCAGCUGCACGAGCGACGCGCGCGACCCCACCCUGUGCAAACCGGACCUCUGGCCGCGCGGCUGGGUCGCCCUCUGCGACGGCGACGGGGUACGCCCGGACGACGCCGGCGAGAUCAGCUUCUUCCACACGCGGACGGCCAGGCGCCUCCGCGUCCGCCUGCCGGAGCUCCGGCGCCACAGGAUCGUCGGCUUCACCCAAGGACUGAUCAUUCUUCUGAACAAACGCACCGCCGCCGUCCGGGUGCUGCAUCCCUUCACGCGGGUCGUGGUCGACCUCCCGUCCCUCGUCCCUGUGUUCCACGACGCCGUCAGGAACCGCAACUCUCUGCUUGACAUGAAUGCCGCGGUCUGCAGCGCGUCGUCCGCGGCGACCUCCAUUGCCGUGGUGGCCUGGUUCCCCUGGACGCGCGUGGUGAUCGGCGCCGAGGCUGGCCGCCCAACUUGGGAGGUCCUCCACCGAGGGCUCUUCCUUAGGAGCAUCCUGCCCUUCCAAGGAAGGCUUUACGCAACCGUCGCCAUGGGUGGCUCAAGAGAGAUCAUGCAGCUGUACCCGAGAUCACCACAUCCUGUGCUUGCUCAUGUUCCAAAUGAUUUUGGUAAUCCGAGCCUAUGCAACUACUUCCUCGUAGAGUCCGGUGGGCGAGUGCUGCUUGCCGUCCACCAUUUAACUGCACAACAUUGUGGCGUGGAGCCCUUCCAGCAAAAUGCCUAUAAGCUCUUUGCGUUGGACAUCGACCGCGGUGAGCUGAUCCCAGUGAACUGCCUCGGUGGCCACGCGCUGUUCCUCAGCAGGGAUCGGUCCCUCUCUGUUUCAGCCAGGGACCUCCCUUCUGUGAAGAGCAACUCCAUUUACUUCUCUUUGCGCCGUGACCCUGUUGUGGUGCACUCCAUAAGGACAGGUUUCUCUGAGCGGCUAGCAGUGUCAUGCCAAAUACAUGACGGGAAGGAUAGGAUCCGACCCUCCGUGCGCCCUUUCACCAUUGCCGACCAUCUUCUAACCUACUGCCAUCCUCAUGAGUGGACAAAAGGACUCAUGUUUCAUGAGUACCACUCUAUACCUGAAUCUUUCGAGGAAUUGACCAAGAACAUCAAGGCAAAAAAUUCUGAACUACGGAUUCCUCGCAUUGCGGUUCGUUGAUUGGAAGGAAGAAACAGGGCCACAGCACUUCACACUGGCCAGUGAAUAAUGCCAAUAGACAGUUGACGCACAAUUCCCUUGCUGGCUCAGUUGGGAUCUUUGUGUGGCUAGGCCAAUUCAUUGGUGGCUCCCAACGCAACGCGCACAAAUCUUUUGAAUUUGGUUAGGCAGCAGUUUGUCUAUGCUAUGCAUAUAGUUCAAAUUUGAACUAAAAACAC
Messenger RNA from Aegilops tauschii subsp. strangulata, 1640 nucleotides. The record is from RefSeq and is a predicted model, not a curated record. Lineage: Eukaryota; Viridiplantae; Streptophyta; Magnoliopsida; Poales; Poaceae.